Messenger RNA from Penicillium waksmanii, 1728 nucleotides. RefSeq names its product carboxylesterase. The record is from RefSeq and is a predicted model, not a curated record. Lineage: Eukaryota; Fungi; Ascomycota; Eurotiomycetes; Eurotiales; Aspergillaceae. The transcript is spliced from 2 exons. Bases 1 to 1728 code for a protein of 575 amino acids.
AUGACAUACUCUACGACGCUUGGGCUUCUCGCCUUCUUGACUUUAUCAACUUGCGGCUCUGCAAGUCCUCUCCGCAAGCUGCACCCUACAGUCGUCCUUGGAGGCUCAAACAAUGUCCAAUUCGAAGGAACAUCGGCUAACAAUGUCGAAUCAUUCAUGAACAUUCGCUUUGCCGAAGAUACAUCAGGCAACAACCGCUUUGCCGCCCCCAAACCUUUCAGCUACCCUUCAGGGUCGGUGGUAAAUGCAUCCCUCCCAGGUGCCGCAUGCCCACAGCAGAAAGUCCCAAUACCGGGACUGGAAGUUUUUGAUAAUGUCACGCAUAUAUCCGAGGACUGUCUUACAUUGCGCGUCGAUCGACCCAUACGGAAAUCCAAUCAAGACAAGCUCCCUGUCAUGGCUUUCAUUUACGGAGGUGGGGAUUCCAUUGGUCAGAUUUACGACACAGCAUAUGAUCCAACUUCUUUGAUCAAUGGAGCGGAGCAGAAAGGAUACCCAGUUAUCUAUGUUGCAAUGAAUUACCGUGUGGGUAUCUUUGGGUUUGCUGCUACCCAGGCUCUCAACGAAUCCCGUUCUUUGAAUGCAGGACUUCGCGAUCAGCGACUUGCAUUGGAGAACAUAUCGCUGCCUUCGGGGGGAGAUCCCGACAACGUGACAAUAUUUGGAGAAAGUGAUGGUGCUACUGGUGUUGGCCUCCAGAUCACGGCAUAUGGAGGGAAGGAGAAGGCUCCUUUUCAACGAGCGAUUAUGCAGUCCGGCAGUGCUGCGGCUGAUCAAGGUACUGCGACCAACAAAACUGUUAUCCGCACUACCGAGUUCAUCAAGAAAGUCAACUGUAGCUCUUCAGUCGGCAUUGAUGAGCUUGCUUGCUUGCGGAAGAUCCCUCUCAAAAAGCUACUUCCCGCUGCGCUGGACUACGAAUUCAGCUUUGAGGGUUCGAUGAGCUUCGACAUCUUUGUGCCUACCGCACCCUCCGAUUUUAUCCCUGAUAGUCCCUCAAAGCUUCUGUCUUCUGGUCGCUUUGCGCAUGAUAUUGACGUUAUAACUGGCUGGACCGAAGAUGAUCAGUCGUUUUUUACGCCAUCAACCAUCAAGACUGAAUCGGAUGCCAUCAAAUACCUUUCCUCGUCAAUGCCAGAUCUCUCUGAGGAAAAUAUGCAACGUGCUCUUGCUCUUUACCCAUCUUCAUUGUUCUCAGACAUGCCGAGUGAGAAUAUCUCGGCCCAAUAUUUCCGUGCAAGCCAAAUGUCCCGUGACUAUGGGUUUACUUGCCCGAGCAUUCAUUUGGUGCAAAUGAACAAAAAGUACUCCAAGCCGUGCACUUCCAACUAUCUCUAUAUCCUGAACCAGACUAUGUUCGCCCCGUUAUACGAACAGCAGCAGACAUCAUACCUCGGUGUUUCACACUUCAGUGACAUUCCUUAUGUUUUCAAUCAGGCCAAGACGAGGUAUUCAUUCCUUGCGACUCCGAUUGACGUCGAGAUCUCGUCAAAGAUGAGUGCUAGCUGGGCAUCGUUUGCUGUCUCCGGGGAUCCAUCACACAGAAAUGGAACGUUAUCUGGCUGGUCUGAUGCUUUGACUCAUUCGAGCCCCACAGUGAGGAUCAUCGGAGGUCCCGAUGGAGGCAAGAUGGUUACCAUCGAUGGUAGUGGUGAUACCUCUGAGCGUCUCGCGAAAAGAUGUGCUUUCUGGAGCUCGCCUGAGGUACUUGCUCAGAUUGGAGUAUGA